This is a messenger RNA of Solanum stenotomum, 713 nucleotides long. Its product is annotated as putative glycine-rich cell wall structural protein 1. The coding region runs from base 61 to 633 and encodes 190 amino acids. The record is from RefSeq and is a predicted model, not a curated record. Lineage: Eukaryota; Viridiplantae; Streptophyta; Magnoliopsida; Solanales; Solanaceae. The transcript has a single exon.
CGAGUACUUACUAACGAGGCUGUGGUACUUACUGGUGCAGUGUUAGCAGCAACUACGAAGAUGAGUAGCAGGUUGAUUAUUUUGUUUGUUGUGUGUGUUCUCGUGCAAGCGACAUAUGCAAGGAAGCUUCUUCAGUUUCCAUCCAUGGACAUCCCCGGCAUUGGCGGACUUGACAAAAUUAUGGGAGGUAUUGUAGGCGGUGGUGGUGGAGGCGGAGGAGGAGGAGGAGGUGAGAAUGGUGGAUCUGGAGGAGGGAUGGGAGGUGGCAUUGGUAUUGGAUCAGGUAGCGAUGGAGGUGGUGGAGGCGGAGGCGGUGGCGGUGGUGGUGGAGGAGGAAGUGAGAAUGGUGGAUCUGGUUGGGGAAUUGGAGGUGGCUAUGGUAGAGGAUCAGGCAGCGAAGGAGGCGGCAGUGGUGGUGGUGGUGGUGGCGGCGGAGGAGGAGGAGGAAGUGCGGAUGGUGGAUCUGGCUGGGGAAUAGGAGGUGGCUAUGGUAAUGGAUCAGGUAGCAAUGGAGGCAGCGGAGGUGGCGGUGGUGGCGGCGGAGGAGGAGGUGAAAAUGGCGGUAGUGGUUUUGGUGUUGGAGCAGGUGAAGGCCAUGGAGUUAUGGCGGCAAUUGAUCCAGUUGAAGUUUAAAAUACGCCUCUUUUAUACGGCUUUGGUGAUCACAUUAAACUAUAUUCUUUCAUGAACCCCUUUUCACUAAAUAAAUGGUG